Molecule: messenger RNA, 2196 nt
Organism: Manis pentadactyla (Chinese pangolin)
Lineage: Eukaryota; Metazoa; Chordata; Mammalia; Pholidota; Manidae
Gene: PPP1R36
Product: protein phosphatase 1 regulatory subunit 36
Exons: 12
Coding region: 810-1943 (377 amino acids)
Biological process (GO): negative regulation of phosphatase activity
Molecular function (GO): phosphatase binding
Source: RefSeq, a predicted model, not a curated record
GCCCGCCGGCGGUUGCCUCGGCGACGCUCCGAGGCGCGCUGCGUGAGGCCAUGCAUCAGGUGCCGGAUUUUUGUUCCGGGAGGAGGCGGUUGAACUUGCAGACAGCUUCCCAGCAGGAUGUAAGUGCAGCCCUGGUCGCGUCCACUCCGGCGGCCAGCGGAAGGUCGGCCCUGAGGCCCCCGCCCUGCCGCGGCGCCCCAGAAGGCUGGGUGGCGGGGCCGGGACGCCCUCGUUUCCCCUGCGGCGGCGCUGCCCUCCUCCUCUGGACGGUCGCCGAACAGCGCCCGGGCGAGCGCUACUAAAAGGGAAGCGGGCAUAUUCCGACACCACACCCCCGCCCACCCCCGGAACUCCGGAGGUGUAGCCCGCUGGCGAUAGCAGUUGAAUCUGGCUCUUUUCUCAGAUACUUAGGAAGUUAUGAAAGUUCUACCUCCCCACUCCUAAUAGGUUGUUUGCAAAAUAAAAAGUCCCCCUGCGGAAGAAGCAAGCUUUCCUGCUCUGGGUGCGAUCCCGGGAGAGGAUAGGCCGCAGUUGGGAUUACGAUUAGGGACCUGGUACUGGAAAGAUGAAAGCAGAACUCUUGAAUUCAGAAGAGCCCCUACUCUCAGCUGGGAGAGAGCCAGUAGCCUGUACAAGUGUUUACCAAGGUCACUGGCUCCCCUAAGGACAUACAACUGAGGAAAUGCUACACCUCCAGAAGCCCCGGACUUCUGUUGUCUUUCAUCGUGGCCUAAGAGAAGUCUCUAAGAACUACUGAAGAGCUGACUUGUAUAGAAGCCAAGAGUGGUCCAGCUCUCAGCAUUUUAGUGAUGGAUUCUAGGGGAAAAUUUUUUUUCUCAUUUAUUUCAAGGCAAAGUUUUACACCUGCAAUGGAACUCAGGGAAAAAGGAAAGAAAGGCAAAGCAGUCCACUUUGCUGAAAUUGAUGGUCCAGCUUCAGACAGGUCGACAGAUAAAAGGUUUGCUUCAAAAGAUGAUAAGACACCUAAAGCCUUAGAGAAACGAGGUCAGCAGGGCAACGUCACACUGCAUGAUGCUAAAUUCGUUGCUUUGCUUCUACUACAAGAUACUGAGAUGCAGCGGAUCUGUUCUUUUACAACAUUCAUGAGGAGUAAGAGUCUUGACAAUUUCCUCAUGGCAUUAUUGUACUAUUUAUCUCAUUACUUGGAAAAAAUCUCCCUGGAAAAGAAACCCAGAAGCUAUAUGGUAGGCUUUGUAGAGAAAAAAGAGAUAGAAUUGAUUCUAAGUAAGUUAGAAGCAGCACAGAAAUACCUGGCAGAGAAGUACUGUGUCCUUGUCCUGGGCUUGGCGAUGCCUGACAAGCAUCACAUGUGCUGUGGGAAGGAGAAAAUAUCAGAUACACAAAAAGACUGGAAAUUCUUUGAGUCCUUUUAUACGUUCUGCACAUAUGUAGCUUGGAUUGUCUUCCGACGUCAGCACUUCACAGAGAUUGAAGAAGAAAUAGGGAGGCUCUUUCGUACCAGUAUGUUCAACAUUCCUCGAAGGAAGCAUGAGAAUGAAGAAUCAGGAGGGGAAAAGAAAUACAUGACUUUUGUACAAUUCAGGAGAAUGAUGGCAAAGCGCCCAGCAAUUAAAAAAGCCAUUAAUAUGCGCUCUCCAGUCAUGUCUGCUCUGCUGCCAUCUCUCCAAGAAAAAGCUCAGAAUAUCUUGGAGAGAAAGUAUCAUCAAGUGGGCAUCGAACUCCCAGCCCAGAUGCAAAAGCAGAUGGGAAGUCUGGACUCUGUGCCCAUGCCAGUAGUUGGCAUCUUGGGGGAACCUCGAUGUCUGUUCAACCCCCAUACCCUUCUCCCUCUUGAACCAGAAGAAACCACAAAAGCAUCUGGGAGAAAGUCUUCCCUGACAGAAAGAAAUAACAUGAGGAAUCAGGAUACACUGGACUCAGUCAUAAGAACACUGUCCUCUCAAACAACAUUCCCUAAGUAAUCUGGUACAUCAGAUUUCUGUAAUUUAAGUCCCUGUAUCUGAAGUAAACUACUUUGAUUUCAUCAAUUUAUAUAGGGCAAAUAUUUGUUACUAUUAAAUUUUUUAAAUUGUUCAAAUUAUUUUGUUGAAAAUUCAACAAUAAACUAUGAAAGAAUUCCAUAAAUCUCUUGAAAAACUCAUUUUCCUAUAUUUAAUAGUUUGCUUUGUUAUUUAUUUACUUCUUUGGCUUCUAUGUAACUAUCUAGAGUAAUGU